Molecule: messenger RNA, 6529 nt
Organism: Actinia tenebrosa (Australian red waratah sea anemone)
Lineage: Eukaryota; Metazoa; Cnidaria; Anthozoa; Actiniaria; Actiniidae
Cellular component (GO): extracellular matrix; collagen trimer
Molecular function (GO): extracellular matrix structural constituent
Source: RefSeq, a predicted model, not a curated record
CAAGGAAUGGAAGGAAUCAUGGGUCCAAGAGGAAUCAAGGGAGAUAAAGGAGAAUUUGGUGCUGAAGGUGCCAAAGGACCAAGGGGUAAAGUAGGAAGACCUGGCUUCCCUGGUCAACCUGGAAUCCCUGGAAUUCCUGGGAAUGAAGGAGCACGAGGUGAACAUGGAGAACCUGGUUGCAAUGGUACCCAGGGUGAUAGAGGAUCAGAUGGUCAACCUGGACGACCUGGUCGUAUUGGAGUAAAGGGAAACAUAGGACCACCUGGACCAAGAGGAUUUCCAGGAGAGGCACCUAGCACCCUCAAAGGAGUCAAGGGAGAACCUGGACCUUUUGGACCUGUUGGACCCCAGGGACCAAGAGGAGAUGUGGGAGUUCCUGGCCCAAAAGGAGACAUUGGCCCUCCAGGUCCAUUAGGAAUUCCAGGACCACCAGGCCCGACUGGAAAAAAGGGUGAAAUGGGAAUCCGUUUUGAAGCAAGUAAAGGAGACAAGGGUGCAAAAGGAGUACCAGGACCAAAAGGACAACCAAAUCCUAUACUACCAUCAACUUGUGGAAACACCACUGCAACCUUGAAAGGAGAAAAAGGACCUCCUGGAUUAAGGGGACUGCCAGGACCACGAGGGGAAAAGGGAGAGCCAGGUGUUAAUGGACCCAUUGGAGAAAGAGGUUUUCCAGGACAAAAAGGAAAUAAGGGAGAACCUGGAAAUGAUGGUCCAGUGGGAAAACCUGGAAAAGAUGGUGACAUUGGACUUCCUGGACCAAUGGGARAACGUGGUUUCCCUGGUGAUAUUGGACUUCCUGGAGAACCAGGUCCUGUUGGCCCAUCUGGUGCUCCAGGUGCCCCUGGUCCUCAGGGCAAGGAGGGUGCACCAGGACCACCUGGAGUUGGGCCACCAGGUUUCCAAGGAGACACUGGUGCAACAGGAACCCCUGGAUUUCCAGGCAUUAAAGGAGCAAGAGGCCCCCCUGGCCCACCAGGAAAUAUUGGUCCCCUAGGUCCACCAGGUCCACAAGGAUUUAAGGGUGAUAAAGGUCCACUUGGCCCCCCUGGAAUAAUUGGCACUCCUGGCUCUCCUGGCAUGAAAGGACCACCUGGAAAACCUGGAGCUCAAGGAGACCCUGGUACCCCAGGUGACAGAGGUCCCCGCGGCUUUACCAUUCAAGGUGAUCCUGGAAUGGAUGGUCUUCCUGGACCAAGAGGUGAAACCGGAGGUAAGGGAGAUCGAGGCUUCCCUGGACCACCAGGCAGCAGUACCAAUGGCCCACCUGGAGAAAAAGGUGAACCGGGAUUCCCAGGUGUGCAAGGAAAUGAUGGGCCUUCAGGACCCCAAGGACCUAAAGGAGAUCAAUGUGGCCCAUGUCCUACGCCCCCUGCUGGUCCAAAAGGAGAUAAAGGUAGCGUUGGCCUUCCAGGAGAAAAUGGAGCUGUUGGACCUCCAGGUGAAAUUGGAGUACCAGGUGCACCUGGAAAACCUGGUACUACAGGACGUUCUGGACGACCUGGACCAAUGGGUCCAUCUGGUGACCCUGGAAUCAAAGGCAAAGAUGGAGCAAAAGGUGACAGAGGAGAACUGAUCAAAAUUAAAGGCGAGAAAGGUACACCUGGUACAUCUGGACCACCAGGACCAUUUGGGCCACCAGGGAUCCGUGGUAGACCAGGUGCUGAUGGCCAAAAAGGUAGCCCUGGUCCAACUGGUUCCAUAGGUCUAAAGGGUGCACCUGGAGUGAAUGGAAAAGACGGAUUAAAAGGUGCACCAGGAUUCUCUGGUCCAAAAGGAGAAAAGGGAGAAAAAGGACUAUUUGUCCAGGGCAGGCCAGGAUUMCCAGGUCCUCAAGGAGAAAGAGGACCAUUGGGUCCUAAAGGAUUACCAGGUCCAACUGGUGAAAAAGGUACUUCUUGGGACAAUACGCAGGGACAAAUUAACCAAGGACRGCCUGGUGACCCUGGUGUCCCAGGUAAAGAUGGUUUGAAAGGAGAAAAAGGUGACAAUGGUAAAGGUGGACUUCCUGGACCACCUGGAGCACGUGGUGUUGAUGGAGCCAAAGGUGUUGAUGGAGAAGGCCAGCCAGGACCCCCAGGACCACCUGGACCCCAGGGACAAAGAGGACCAAUUGGAGAAAAAGGUGACUCUGGUCCACCUGGAAGCCAAGGAUUUACUGGACCUGAUGGCCUGCCUGGCCCCAGGGGCCCUACUGGAUUAAAGGGAGAUGAUGGACCCCCUGGACGCCCUGGUCUUCCUGGAACCCCAGGUUUACGUGGUUUUGAUGGCAUGUGAACCAGGACCAAAAGGUACUGCAGGAGUCAAAGGAGAUAAGGGUGACAAAGGACUUUCYGUAGAAGGCCCCCCUGGUGAACCUGGUCCACCAGGUCUAAGAGGAAGCCCUGGAUUGAAGGGUGUCCGUGGYAGAGAUGGUUCCAAUGGAGCAAAUGGUUUCCCUGGUGGCCCAGGUCUGAAYGGUGAUAUUGGAUUACCAGGAGAUCCUGGUAACUCUGGACCUCCAGGACCCCCUGGUCUUCCUGGAAAAGAYGGUACUGAUGGUAACAUUGGAGAGAAAGGAUUCCCAGGUCUUCCUGGRCCCCGUGGACCAAGUGGUGAAAAUGGGCUGCCUGGAACGAGAGGAGCUCAGGGUACACCUGGAGAUCCUGGAAUACCUGGACCACCUGGUGAUACUGGACGUGCAGGCUUCCCAGGAUUCAAGGGUGAUAAAGGUGGAAAGGGUAUUCAAGGACCCCCUGGAACCACAGAACCUGGAAACAUCCCAGGGCCAAAAGGAAUGACUGGAAAUCCAGGACAACCUGGACCUCCUGGUGCCAAUGGUGUAGAUGGGAUAAGAGGCUUUAAGGGUGACAUUGGGCUUCCUGGUGACAUUGGAACACCUGGACCUCCUGGAAAAUCAGGCCAACCUGGACCUCCAGGACCACCUGGAUCACCUGGCAAAAAGGGAGAGAAUGGAAGAGAUGGCAUUAAUGGGAUUAACGGCCUCAGAGGAGAUAUUGGACUACCUGGUCCACCAGGAGUUGAUGGUACUGAUGGAACACCUGGUUCUGAGGGACCUCCAGGCCAAAAAGGUUCCAAAGGUAACCCUGGCAGAGGACUGGUAGGACCACGUGGCCCACCUGGAGCUCCWGGAAUGAAGGGAUUGCCUGGAUUCCCUGGCAUAAAAGGCAGCAAGGGUGUAAAUGGAGCAGAUGGACGCCCUGGAGACAUUGGACCAGUAGGCCCCAAAGGCUUCAAAGGCAGUAGCGGUGCAAAGGGUGAUCAAGGUGAGAAUACAGUAGAACGAGGCCCUCCUGGACCACCUGGAUUACCUGGAAGAGAUGGUAUUGAUGGCCUAAAUGGUGAAAARGGUAAUACUGGUGUACCUGGAAACCCUGGCCCUCCAGGAGCCCAAGGAGUGCGAGGUCGAAAAGGAGACAAGGGUGUAAGCGGCUUACCUGGACAGCGUGGACCAUCUGGGGAUCCUGGUCCACGAGGACCACAAGGACCCAGGGGAAUUGCUGGUGUACCAGGAAACCCUGGAUCCCCAGGAAUACCUGGAUUACCUGGAAUGCCUGGAUUGAAGGGAGCCAAAGGUGAAUUAGGAUUGCCAGGCACGCCUGGUAGUGAUGGUACUCCUGGAGCAAAGGGAGAUAAGGGAAAUCCAGGCUUCCCUGGAGUGGAUGGAAGACCAGGAGAGGAUGGUCCUGCAGGUGAAAAAGGUGACACAGGUUUGCCUGGUACAYCUGGUGCAAAGGGAGCAACUGGUCGUCCUGGAGUCGAGGGGCCAAGUGGUGCCAGAGGAUCCCCUGGUCUUCCUGGAUUCAAGGGCUUAAAGGGUGAACCAGGCAAGGAUGGACUACCUGGUACGCCUGGAAAUAAAGGUGCUCCUGGUGCUGAUGGUUUCCCUGGAUUACCUGGURCUAAAGGCAACACUGGCAUUCCUGGAUUACCUGGUUUAAAAGGCGAAAAAGGAUACGGGCUAGGAACCMCCGGACCAAAGGGAGAUAGAGGAGAUGCAGGUCUGCCCGGUAUCAAUGGCGAUAAGGGUGAACCCGGUAUCCCAGGGUUCCCUGGUGGUCCAGGCCCUAAGGGAGACAAAGGAUUGAUGGGAGCAGAUGGACGUGAAGGACCAAGAGGAAACCCUGGUUUUCCAGGAAGAGAUGGGAGUAAAGGUGAAUCAGGGCCUGCUGGUCUGCCUGGUGUUCCUGGGCCAACUGGUAGACGUGGACCUCAAGGAACUUCCGAUUUUGGCUUCUUCUUCACUCGUCAUAGCCAAACAGACCAACUUCCUUCUUGUCCCGAUUCUACCUUCCCAUUGUGGACAGGAUACAGCUUACUAUACGUGCAAGGAAACGAACGCGCCCACGGACAAGACCUCGGCAGCCCUGGCUCAUGUCUGAGGCGAUUCAGCACCAUGCCCUUCCUAUUCUGUAACAUCGAAAAUGUUUGUAAUUUAGCAUCAAGGAAUGACUAUAGUUUCUGGCUAUCGACAACUGCGCCAGUUCCAAUGAUGCCGGUGCGAGAAGAAAACGUACAGAGACAUAUCAGUAGAUGUGCUGUUUGUGAGGCUCGCGCUCAAGUCAUCGCUGUUCACAGUCAGUCCAACGCUCUGCCCGAUUGCCCGAGGGAUUGGGACCCACUAUGGCAAGGGUACAGUUUUCUAAUGCAUACUAGCGCAGGAAACGAUGGAUCAGGCCAGCCUUUAUCAUCACCGGGCUCCUGCCUUGAAGAUUUCCGUGCACAUCCUUUUAUCGAGUGUCAUGGCCGAGGUACAUGUCAAUAUUAUGGCAGUACCUACAGUUUCUGGCUUGCUACAGUCGACGCAAAAAAUCAAUUCAGAGUGCCACGACCUGAGACUCUCAAAGCUGGAACUCUACGAGAACGUGUGAGUCGCUGUAAAGUAUGUAUGAGAAGAUUGCCAAAACCUAAAGGCGUAGCGACGGGUGGAAGACUACGAAAUUAACGCAGCACCGGAAYCGGAAAUACCGCUACUGGAAACACAAGCACCAACUUAUUUUGUACACGUUUCCGGCGUGAGCUAAAAUUUAGAAGACCAUUAUGUUAAUUCACGUUARGAAAAGAGCGAAAUAUAGAAUUCUGUUGCUAAGACUCGUGUAUAGUACUCAUGUGAAUAAUUGAUAUUCUAGUGUAGCACUCAGAUUUUUGCCAAAGUGAAAGUUUUUGAUAUCAAUUUGUAAAUCAGGAAGCUUUGUGCUACAAAGUUUUUCCAUCUUUUCGCCCAGUUUCUUCAUUUGUCUGUGCAGUUAACCUCAGUCUCACAAUUUUGCGUUGCUAUACAUGACUCUUAGUAGUAGUUAUAUAUUCAAAAUUAACACAAGACGACAGAUGAGUACUAUUUUAGUUCGGUUAUAGAUUAAUUUUUCCUUCUUUACAAWUCUGUAGUCUCCCUUUCUGUUAUUGCUUUAUUUUCCCUCUCUUACUUAUCUAAGAGUAUCAAGGUAGCCAGUUUUAUCCAUUUUAUUUUAUUUCACUGGACCAAGCCUUUUCCUUUUCUUUUUUUCUGCUUUCUUUUCUUAAAUUUUUGAAUGAAUAUUUCUCCUGUUUUUUUCAAUGUCAAUAGAACUUUUUUCUUUAAUAUGAAGAUUUACAAUGCAAAARGGUUCGUGAUUAAUUCCAAUGUGGACAUGCAAACAACUCUUUGCUUGAGCAAAUGCUAAAAUUUWCUUACACCAGAAGCCUGGCGUAAAAUCUACAGAGGAAAAUAACCGGAAAGCAGAAAAAAAUUAUAGCUUAUUUUGAUAAUUAGUUCAUUAAAAAAAUAUAAAGCAUGUCGUAUUUUCAUGUUUUUAUGAAUCAAAUUUUGUAGCCGCAUUAUAUACAGUAGGUUAAAGCAAGAGAGCAUAAAUAAGWRARGGACUUCUUAAUAACGCRCGCGCCAUGUUAAUUCCCGAUUUGGCUAUUUUUAGUAACCGGUUGCAGUUUCAAUUUUGCCUUACCCUUCUCCUGUGCGUCAUCAACUUGUGUGCGCGCCCUGAUCACUAAAAACGAAAGGGGAAGAGCGCGCGCGCAAGUUGAUGACUCACGGGAGAUUUAAACUGCAUUCCGGUUACUCAAAAUAGCCCAACCGGGAAUUUACAUGGCGCGCGCGUUAUUAAGAAAUUUCCCUCUCUCAUUAAUGCUCUCUUGGUGAAAAAGUUUUUGAAUUGUAAUGGCUUUAGUUUAGGUAGAAUUAUAGCCACCUUAAAUAGUCGUUAUAUUACAAAAAAAAUAUUACCAGUAAACUUUGUYAUAAAGACAAGGCUUUUCAACUUUGAUCCGCAUUUAUGGUAUAUUCAAGUCAUAAUAUCAUAAUUUUUGUACAAUGGGAACCGUUAUGGAGUAUAUAAAUGUAAUUUUUCAAUUAUUAAUUUUUUAACGAUAUCSGUAUUUUAUCUAUUAAGAAAAAAAGCAAAAAAAGACCAAAAAAAGAAACUUAAAAUGCAGGGUAAAUUUUAGAUUUAACUGGAAUUUUGUUAAUUAACAUAUUUGUAUUUUUUCUAGAUAAUGAUUGGGUUUUAAGUGUUAAUAAAUAAUUAGAUAUACUGUU